Dicentrarchus labrax (European seabass) is the source of this 3195-nucleotide messenger RNA. RefSeq names its product CXXC finger protein 1a (gene cxxc1a). Lineage: Eukaryota; Metazoa; Chordata; Actinopteri; Moronidae. Gene Ontology annotation, molecular function: DNA binding; zinc ion binding. The transcript has 14 exons. Gene Ontology annotation, cellular component: Set1C/COMPASS complex. The record is from RefSeq and is a predicted model, not a curated record. Bases 113 to 1948 code for a protein of 611 amino acids. Gene Ontology annotation, biological process: positive regulation of DNA-templated transcription.
GGAGGAGGAGGAGGAGGAACAAAGAGACUUGUACUGAUUUUCAUAAAAAUGAAAAAUGAGCGAAACGCAAACGGAGUUCUGUUUGUUCGUGUGAAGCAGCAUCGUCUUCAUCAUGUCUGAGGAGGCGGCAGGAGUAGAGCGAGGCACGGAGGAGCAAGAGGAGGCAGGAGGAGGACGAGGAGGAGGACGAGGAGGAGGACAGGUUGCCAUGGAAACGCCCAAAGGUCCCGUUUACUGUGUCUGCAGGAGACCAGACAUCAACUGCUUCAUGAUAGGGUGCGACAGCUGCACUGAGUGGUUUCAUGGGAACUGUAUCGGAGUUUCAGAAAAAGCAGCUAAAGCCAUCAGAGUGUGGUACUGUCCGUCCUGCAGAGACAGAGAUCCAUCUCUGGAGAUUAAAUACCGUCCGAAGAAGACCAAGGAGAAGGAGGAGAAAGAGUCGGAACAAGAGAGGGAGGACAAACUUGACGGAGAUGGAAGGUCCACCCCCCAGCCCAAGAUUGACAGGAGGCGGGGCUCACAGAUCAAGCGUUCAGCCCGGAUGUGUGGAGAGUGUGACGCCUGUCUGAGGACGGAGGACUGCGCUCAAUGCGACUUCUGUAAAGACAUGAAGAAGUUUGGAGGUCCAAACAAAAUCCGACAGAAGUGUCGACUGAGGCAGUGUGAGGUCCGAGCCCGGAAGAUGCUUCGUGUCAAAGACGAGGAGAUGAGUCGGAGUGGAGGCAGGGGGCGGGGCCUCCCGAGGAGAGGGCCGGGGCAUCAGACGGAGGAGGAGGAGGAAGAUGAGGAGGAUGAGGGGGCGUUCAGUGAGAGUGAGCUAGAGCUGUAUGAGCAGUACAAAGCUGCGGGAUACAGAGAUCUGGUGUGGCACAGUGAGGAUGAGGACGCUCAGUCGGACUCUCUGAGGAAGAAGGCUGUGAAGGUGAAACACGUCAAGAGACGAGAGAAGAAGACGGAGAAGAAGAAGUCCGUCUCUGCUCCGAAGGAGGAGGUAAAACCUCGUCGUCACAAAGCAAAGCAGCGCCACAGGGAGCGCGUGCGGCACAGCGAGCGAGGAGGAGAGGGCGGGGCCAAGGAUGUUGGCGGAGCUCUGAGACAGUGUCAGGGUCCAGGAUGCGUCCAACCGGCGAGGGUCAACUCCAAAUACUGCUCCGAGGAUUGCGGCAUGAAGCUCGCCGCAAAUCGGAUCUACGAGAUCCUCCCUCAGAGGAUCCAGCAGUGGCAGCAGAGUCCGUGCGUUGCAGAGGAGAUGGGGCGGAGACAGCUGGAGCGAAUCAGGAAGGAGCAGCAGGCGGCGAGGCUCCGUCUCACACUGAUGGAGAAACGUUUCCACGAGCUUGAAGGCAUCAUCGCCAAUGCUAAACAGCAGCAGGUCCAUCACCACGAGGAGGUGACUGAAGGUGAUGGAGAUGACACAGACCUUCAGAUCUUCUGUGUUUCCUGCAGUCAUCCCAUCAACCCGAAGGUGGCGCUGAGACACAUGGAGAGAUGCUACGCUAAGUAUGAGAGUCAGACAUCAUUUGGUUCCAUGUACCCAACACGUAUAGAGGGGGCGACCCGGUUGUUCUGUGAUGUGUAUAACCCUCAGAGUAAGACGUACUGUAAGCGACUGCAGGUUCUGUGUCCUGAACACUCCAGAGAUCCAAAGGUCCCAGCAGACGAGGUGUGCGGUUGUCCUCUGGUUAAAGACGUGUUUGAGCCGACAGGAGAGUUUUGUCGUGUCUCUAAGAGGAAGUGUAACAAACAUUACUGCUGGGAGAAACUACGCCGCGCUGAGGUCGACUUGGAGAGAGUCCGAGUGUGGUAUAAGCUGGACGAGCUGUUCGAGCAGGAAAGGAAUCUGAGGACGGCGAUGACGAAUCGAGCCGGUUUAUUGGCUCUGAUGCUGCACCAGACCAUCCAACACGACCCAAUUACAACCGACCUGCGCUCUGCCAAGGACAGGUAGACAGGUAGACAGGUGUAGAGAAAAACAUAGACAGAUAGAAAGAUUCAUUAAAAGCACAUAUUUCUAUUUUAAAUGUGUUUGUGAAUAUUCAGAACAACAGAAUGCAUUGUGGGAAGCAGAGGCAGCACGCUACAGGAAGUACAUUACGUCACAGUGAGGUCAUAGAUAAAGACGUGAUUCUGAAAUAAAUAACUGGCAAUAAUGAGACGGCUCUUCCUAAGCCCCGCCCCUUUUGGCUCUGUGCUCCAACCACAGUUACAUCAAUCGUUAGCUAGCUAGUUGCAUCUAAUAGCUAAUGUUUGCAGAACACUAGCCAACCAGUUAGCUAAUCUACAUCAGUCAUUUCAGAUAACUAGAUAGCUAAUGUUUUUAUUUGUAGCAAAAUGCUAGCUAACUAGCUAGCAGUGAUUAAUGUAUAUUUGUUAGCUAGCAUUUUGCUAACCAUUAGCUAUCUUAAGAUGUAAAUAUAUAUUUGUCUCUUUUAUCUUUUAACCGUCUUCAAAAUGUAUUUGUAAGUACAGGACAGGAGAAGGUUAACUGAGGCUUGCUCAACUGUGAUUGGAGCACAUAGCGAAAGGGGGCGGGGCUUAUGAAGAGUUCAUUAUAAUAUUUAACACCUCCUGUUUUUUUUGUCCUUUGGUGAAUAUAAUGUUUAUAUUCUCAUUAAUAAUCACAUAAUCAGCUUUCUGUUUUUAUACCGUUUAUACUGUUUUAUUCCUCAAGGACUACACUACCCAUAAUUCCAGCAGCCAGAGACUGAACACUACAGUUUUUAAUAUUUUAUAUGAAUCAAUAAGAAAUGGUGAAAUAAAUAAUCACAUGAAUACAUACAGAUGUGAUAUUUAUAUGAUGAAUAAAUGUUUCAUAACAUAAUUAUUAUAUGUAUAUCAUCAGAUCCUUUCACAAUAAGAGCACAUUGUUUCAGAUAGGUAGACAGAUAAAUAAUAAUAAAGUACUUUAAUAAUCCCAAAGUCACGCAUUCAUCUCAUGGAACAAAUAACUCAACAGUCUGACAGCCAAUCACAUCACUUCGUUGUGUUUAAAUGAGCUGAUAAUAAUAAUGACAUUUAUAAAAUGUAUAUUUCUUCUGUAUUUAUUCAUCUGAUUAUUUAUUCCUAAGAACUCUACAUGCAGCUAAAACUUUCAUAUGUCUGUUUUUAUCCUGAUGUUGUUGUUAUUGUUGUUUAUUGUUUUGAUAUUUGAUAUUUUUGUUCAUGUACAAACUUUCAUUAAACAUUUACAGUUUC